ACUGAACAAACUCACUGGAUCAGUCAGAGCGGCCACUGAAUCAUCAUGGUUGCUAAACUACUAUAUUAACUAACGUACAACUGGUUACUUUGACCCUAAUGGAUCUUAAUGAACGAAUUUCCCUGAUAGGACAGUUUACCUGAUAAAACAUUCAAUACUAAAGUAGGCCUUGUGUGCGACAGGAGCACGUGCUUUCACUUCAAUCAACCUUAACGCUAGUUCUUCAAAACCUACAAAUAAUGCAGCAGCUUGGAACAAGCUACAUCUUAACGAACUACUCCACCCCAAGCAAGGUUUUAUAAACAGACCUGCUGGCAGUGCUCCACCGUUUAAAGAGGUGCCAGGAGUUGGGAGAUAACAAUUGCAGAGGGAUAUUCCCUCACAGAAGAGUCUCUAUAAAGUCGGAGUGCCCGGACAAUGAGCCACACAAGCAGCAAGGCCAGCUUGAGUGCUUUACCUCUAACAGACUCUCUGUACAUCCAGCCAAUCUAAUACAACAGAACGGCCAAAAUGACCGCCUCUCGCUUCGUCAUUUUCUCUGCAGUGGUGGUGCUUCUGUGCGCAGUUAGCCUCAGUGAAGGUUUGCGUAUUGGACCACAAAGGUGCUGUUUUACCUUUUCAACCCGUCCUGUGCCAAUCAAAAAAGUGGUUGAGUACAGCAGGACAAGCCAGCAGUGCCCCAAAGAAGCCGUGCUAUUCAAGACUGUGAAGGGUCAUUACGUGUGUGCCAACCCCACUGACUCAUGGGUAAAGGAGAACAUCAAGAUCAUUGACAGCAGGAACGUCGGAAGCCAGGGGACCUUGUAAUCAUGUUGACCUGCGUCCUCCAACUUCUGAACCAAUUUGGAAGCACUGGACAAGUGUGGAGUGUGAACAAAACUAAAGAAAAAAAAAGAAUGCAAUUAUUGUACUCACCGACAAAUGCAUUGUCCCUAACUGAUCAGUAUAUUAAAGCUAUGGGGUUAAACAGUCCAGAAUGUAUGUUGUUUAAAUUGUUUAUCUUUUUGACUCAUCUGUCAUUUGUCUUACUUAUGUAUUUCUAAAAAGAGUGUUUUGCACUGAAAGAUGAAGUAUUGCAGAUUAUCAGCCUAUGGCUCAAAGAAAAUAGUUUGUAGUUUGUAGAAGAAAAAUAUUUUUGUAAUGUGUCAUUUAAGGCAACGAAAUUAGGAUGAUGAUCUGUUUAUGUAAGUUUUUGCUAAUGUAACCUCCUCACAAUAAAGACACUUUUGGGUCAGUA
Cyprinus carpio (common carp) is the source of this 1237-nucleotide messenger RNA. RefSeq names its product monocyte chemotactic protein 1B-like. Lineage: Eukaryota; Metazoa; Chordata; Actinopteri; Cypriniformes; Cyprinidae. Gene Ontology annotation, biological process: inflammatory response; cellular response to tumor necrosis factor; positive regulation of ERK1 and ERK2 cascade. Gene Ontology annotation, cellular component: extracellular region. The record is from RefSeq and is a predicted model, not a curated record. Gene Ontology annotation, molecular function: CCR chemokine receptor binding; chemokine activity.